Molecule: messenger RNA, 7806 nt
Organism: Bicyclus anynana (squinting bush brown)
Lineage: Eukaryota; Metazoa; Arthropoda; Insecta; Lepidoptera; Nymphalidae
Gene: Elys
Product: protein ELYS
Exons: 42
Coding region: 44-7654 (2536 amino acids)
Molecular function (GO): protein binding
Source: RefSeq, a predicted model, not a curated record
UUACCCUCUUUGAGAGAAAUAAACAUAAUAAAAUCGCCAAACGAUGCAAAAGUUACAAGAAAGUGUUUUUUCAAUAGUUAAAACUACUAGUUUAUCGCCUGCUGUGUUUAGUUUUCUGCAACCAACUGAAGAUUUCUCAGAUAAAACAUUACCUUUGGGCGGAAUUCUUCGUGACACGAAGUAUGGAUGGCUAGCGCUCGGGCCUAAAUUCUGCGUAGUUGAUUUACGAAGCGGUCUAAAAGUAGCCGCUAGAACGUUUGGUUAUGGCCUCAGCAAUAGCAUCAAUGUCACGAGUGUUGUUGAACUACCCACACCCCUGACAGACAACUCUCAACAGCUGAUCAUCAGUUUAGACCUCAAUGGUUCAGAGGGACUUAUCUGCGUGUUCCACGUCAAUGGGUCACAGCUGCUCCGCUCCAUAAAGACGGAUGUUGUUGUCACAGAACUGGCAGUCUGUGAUGAGGCUCCUAGUGGGCCUCUCAUGUGUUUCGAUGGACUGGUCAUGGCUGGCACUUGCCGGGGAGAGAUAUUUGUGUUUGAUCUCAACAGAGCUUGUUUGAUACAAGCUCUAAAAGAUAUAUCACAAGGUAAUGAACACCUAGUGCGUAAUGAAGAGAACUCAACAAAUCUGGUAUACCUAAAAGCAGUACAUAAAAUAGAAUCUCAAAGGGACUUUGCCAUUGAGAAUGACGAUCAUCUGGGUCUGCUCUUGAAUGAAGAUUCAUUUCUGGAAGGGCAAUAUAUAUUUCGUAAUCCUGAUGGCACAGUCCGAAUGAAAGCUAAACAAAACCACAUCAGAGUGACAGUACUCCAGUAUAUACCACAGUUGGGUAGUUUGGCUGUGGGAUUUAACUUUGGGGCCUUUCAAAUAUGGAAUAUGCUGAAUUUGGAAUUGGAAUUUACAUCACAAGUCAAUGUGGAAUGCUUGCCAGUUACACAUUUCGGAUUCCAGGAGCCCUGUGAUGACCCAAGAGCAUUCUGCUAUCUGUGGGUAGUGUUCUCUGUGAUAGACAGAUUUGAGGAGGAGGAGUUUCCCUUGGCUGUGAUGUACUCUUUGACUUAUCAGGGAAAGAGAAUGUUAAGUGAGACCAAAUCUUUAUACCAGGAAUUUUCGACAGCUACAAUACGUUUUCAAGUAGAACUAUGUGCAAUAGAAGACGUGUCACAGUUCAUUGGAGGCCGUUGCAUCUCCUGUCACCCUUACUCCAUUCGCUCAACAUUAGGGGAAGAGGGAGAGGACACUAUGUUGAACCUAUGCCAGCUGGUAUGGGAAUGCUGGGGCGAGACUCCAGCUUGUAUACAGUAUGGCAUGCUGCUGUUUGACCUAGACCAAUGGUACAAAGAUCAGAUGCCUGCAACAUAUCAGCUAGAGAACAACGCGUUUAUGAGCACGGCGCGGUGUCCAGAGAUCAGUCGCGGGUCGUGCCUCACGCUCGACCUGAGGCUCGACCCCACGUCGCUGUCACCCUACUCCCACGCGACCAGACUGGAGGAGCAUUUCUACCCCAACUCCCUACAGUACAAUUGCGUAUGCCUGAACACUUCGGAGGCGUCGACCAUCCACACGGUGGGCGUGCAGCGUCAGAUCCUGCGCUCAAUGUGCGCGGCCGGCCCUAGCUGCCUGCUGAGCCCUGCGCGGCUGCACGCGGCGUGUCGCGGCGCGGGCCUGGCGCCGCUCUACUGCGACGUGCAUGCGUCGUACGCGCCUACGCCGGAGGAACAACGUCACUUCCUCCUCUCUGUGGCACUGGAGGCUCGUCUGUCAAGAUUUCUGAAACGCUGCGCUCACGACUGGGCAACCGGGACACACAGCGGCGUAGGAUGCACUCUCACAUUUUUGGUUGACUGGUGUUGGAAAAGAGCUAUUGAGUUGAAGGAGAACGCGAAAGAACUGACUGCACCACUGUUUACGUCUGCAACAUUACCAGACAGAAACGUCGUUCGGUGUUUGGAACAUUGUGUCCAGCAGCUGACAGCACUUACAGGACUUCUGGAUGCUGUCCUCACUAAGUGCUGCAACCUGGUUGUCCCUGAUGCGCUAAGUGAAAUGGAAGAAAAGUACAAGGGCAUAGGCACAGUGUCGCUGUACUUCCAAGUGGUGCAGUGGUUCGUGCGCGUCGGCUUGCUGCCCGAGCGCCUGCACUCCUUCGACGCGCUGCCCUACCCCGCGCCGCAGCUGUACGCCACUUACAACAAACGCCGAACCAAACUACACAGACUGCAAGAUAAGCCAGAUGGCGAGUCUGCAAACAAAUCUUGCCCACUACUAUACAUUGACCAACUGAUUGAAUACGAGUUUGGUGGCGAAAGGGUGCAUCAAAUGUGGGUAAAAGGCGGAAGCGAAUGCGGCGGUCUGUACCCGCCGCCGUCGCUAUACGCACUACUCCGACUUUACCUGCUGCCCGAUAUCGCUCUAGAGCAUAAACAUUCUCUUUUGCUCUAUCUCUUAUUGGACUAUUCUAUGCUGUACGAUGAAAUAAGGUACGAAGCUGUGAUCCGUCGACUGAUGCAGUUCCCCACAAUGUUUGGUCUAAGCAAUACUGCAAUCAAAGCGACGCAGGCGUUUUGGCAUCUCGACCACAGGGACUUUGAUUUUGCUCUAGACCAACUGCAAUGUCUUACUGGCAACACACUAUCGGACUGGCAACACCACGUGGUCCUAUCAUCACUACUGGCACAGAAGAAGACCCAAGCGGCCUUACAAUACUUGCACGUUAAGAAACCACCGCCCAUACAGAACAUGAAGGAUGGAGAGGACAAUGUGAACGAACACUACAAGCUGGAGGACUGGCAGUCCUGCUGCAACCUGUACUUGGCAAGAGGACUUGUGUUUGAGGCUCUGGAUGUGAUCCGGAUGUGUGUACGGAAUGCAGACUCUCUUGCGGAUAAGGCCCAUUUGCUCAAUUUCUUUUAUAAAGGAUGUCGCAACACCGGCCAACUGUCGAAGGUCCUGCAAGUGACGCUGCUGCCGUUAGAGGAGGAGAUGUUUGUGAAGUAUCUGCAGGAUUGCAACGAGUCGCAGACAUCUGAACUGCUUGUCAUGUAUUAUUUACAACAGGCGAGAUAUUUAGAAGCAGAGCAGUACAACAGUAAGCUCAAGUCAAAAGGACGUCCCAAGGACAUGACAACGUCCGCGGAGUCCAUACUGGACGUGUUGGACAGGGAGAACGCUAGAGACGCGCUGGUGGAGGUGGUCUGCGCCUCUCUGCCCACCAUCGCUACCUCAGUGGCCAGAUGUGCCUUGACGGACUUUGAGACUCACAUUGUAAAACCGAAACCCAUGUCAGUUUACGUACAAGCUUUGUCGCCAAAAAAUACCUUUACCUACAAGUCAUCUUUUAUACAAGAUACCAUAGAGAACGCAAGCGAGACUUGGUUGAACAGGCCGAAGUUGAAAAAAGGUUUGAAACGCGCUCUAAACGUUCAAGACACUCCAUUUAUUUGCACGCCAAAAACGUAUAAAUCAAAAAGCCUAUUGUCUUCUGAACAAAGAGGAUCGGAAGCGACACCAGCAAAACGAAUGAAAUUGGACUUUACGGGCACUCCGCGAACGCCCAAAAUGCCUUGCAGUCUCAAAGUCAGUGACGUUCUCAGUCAACAAAUGGCCAGUUUGUUGGACAUGCCCGAAGUGCAGACCCCACAGAAAUAUUACGACAGAAGCGGGGCUGAGACUCCACAGAGUAUAUUGAAAAACCGUCGUUUGGAUGAGCGCGACGUGCCUUCGCCGGCAGACUCCAGAUACCUGUGCGACAGUGAUGAAGACGAACUGGAGACUGCCAGCAACCACACGCAUUACAGCGAUUCCACUAAUAAGCAUCUCCGGUUCACAAUCCCAACUGCAUCGGAGGGAGGGUCAACACCCUCUCCUGUGGCCAUUCCAGUGAAGAGGGAGACUGAGGACGAGAGGACAGAGGACGAGAGAGGUGGACACAGUGACAGCUAUAAGAGUACUAUGAGUGAAAUUCAUCCUAUGGAGUCGCCACCGAAAAAAUUCGCCGCCGAAGGAGUGAAGUCUAAAAAAACAUACAAGGACAUUGUUCGAGCCAGGAGAUCACUAUCUAUAUCGGCUAACAGUAGCCUAUCGGACGAUCCAAACACGUCUAUAGAAAGCAUCGCAGAUAUACCAGUCACACUCUUCAACCCGCGCUAUUCGGGCGGAAUGAAACGACCCUCAUUCACAGACAAUAAAGAGACUGAAAGAGAGAUUUCGCAAGAGAAAGAAGAGAAAGAGAUUUCGCAGACGAAAGAAGAGAGAGAGAUGGAAGUCGAUGAAGAGAAGAUAGAGUGUCCCAGAGAUACAUAUGUGCCUAAAACGCCUCAAGGUCGUAGGAGUAUUCGGUCUGGAGUUAGAGAAAGCGCGCCUUUAAGAUCUCAUUCCACUACUCCUGAAAGGACGGAUUCACCAGUUGUUACCCCAUUACGGACAGCAAGAGCUACCAGGACACGUUCAAGAUCACGUACUCCAGAAAUAAGUCCGCGUUCGUCACCGCUUGCACCCAUCUUGGAGCAGCCCAAGCAAGAGGUGGAAAGUGAACCCCAUCUUAAGGCCACUACACUUAGCGUUCCCAGGCAGCUUCGAAGCAGGUCGCGCACUCCGGAGAGACAAGACAAGCCGUACAAAGAGUCUCCGCGUUUGGAAGCCAUCAAGGAAUCUCCCACCAAAGUGACUGACUCGCCGCCCGCCUCACCUAAACGCAGCAUGAGGAGUCGCUCACGAACGCCUGAAGUCACAAAUGUUCCUGAUCAACCAGUAGCAAGCUCGCGUAGUUUAAGAAGUCGCUCCCGCACUCCCGACUUGGAAACUGUGGAACAGAAAACUGUAUCCAGUCCUCGCAGUUUAAGAAGCCGUUCUCGUACCCCUGAAGUGGAAAUAACUAGUGAACCAGUUGCUGUAAGUCCACGUGCUUUAAGGAGCUGUAGGGCGAAAACACCAGAAAAACUCAUGUCACCAAAGAAAGAACACGUUUCUCGAAGCAAAAAAUCCCUCACACGUAUUGUGCUCGAAGCGAAUACAUUCGCUAAAACUAAACAACAACUUGAAAUGUUAGAGAGUGAAGCUGCCGAGGAAAUUUCCGACAGCGCCAUAGAAUGCACACCUAUGAAGUCCUCUAAAGAAAUUUCUACUUUGAUGGAUAUUACUUUUUCGCCUAUAACUAACAAAUCUAUACUACAAAGUUCUACAGAAAGUUUACUAUCGGUCAGUACGGAAAAGGACAUUAAACAUGCAGAGGACAGUAAUACUAUAACCAAACCAUUGCCUUCAUUUACAAUUAACGAGACUAGAAUAGAGAAAUCUGUGUUACAUAGCUAUGAAAGCAGUGUGGCCGAUAAUUCUGAUACUCAUGAAGAAAAGACCGAACCAGUAGUCGUAAUUCACAGUGAUGUAAAACUAUCAGCCUUUACGACAAUACAUGAAGAUUUCGGUAAAUCAGUACUGCAAAGUGCAGAAAGUAGCAUAGAAUCUAGUAAUCAAACAAAUGUACAAAAUGAGGAAAUAGCUGUGGAAAUUCCGAAGCUCUCUUUUAAAUUAAAUGAAACUAAUAUUGAGAGAUCAGUUUUGGGUAGUUGCGAGAGUAGUAUUGCCCAGGAUUCUAUAAGUAAAAGUUUGAUAACAUUUAAAGAUGACUCAAAUAUAAUGACAAGUGACAGUGAAAUGGAAAUCAAAGAUACAUGGAAAUCUCAAAUGGAGACUCAGGCGAGAGUGAUUCAAAAAGAGAAAGAGAGUAUAGUUGAGAUUGUAAGAGAGAUAAACGAAAUCGAAGGAGAAAUGUCGGAUGAUUGUCAUAUAGAUACAGAUUCUGAAGACGGACAAGAUGAUGAGAACGAAGACGAUGAUGAUGAGAAUGAGGAGGAUGAUGAUGAAGACGAGAUUGAUAAUGAUGACGAAGAGAACGAUAGUGAAGAUUCCAAUGAGAAUGAUGAAGAUGGAGAAAGUAGCGAAGAAGAGGAACCGCAAAUUGACAAUGAUGUUAUUUCCAUCGAUGAUUCGGAUGACUCGUCAAAUACUAAUACACUCCAAAUAGAUGAGCCAUCAUCAUCUGAUGUAACUUCGGAUCCAAUCGUAGUCCGUGAGAUUGAGUUAAUAGAACACGAAUCCUACACUCAAGUUAAAGAAAUACCUAAAGUCUACGAACUGAUUGCAGAGUCGCAUACAGACUACGAUAAAAUUAUAGAGAUACCUAUGAAAGGCGGUAAAGUAGAGGAAAUUAUAAGCAAAGUCCAAAUGGAUAUGGCCUCAGACCACGUUGGUGAAACUGCUAUGGAGUUCGAGUCGGUUGUGGAAGAAAAUACAGUAAAUCUAUUAGAUGAAGCUCAGAUGUCCAUUCUAACCGAUGACAACUCAGCACUUGCGUCAGAACAGUCUAUUAAUUUAAUUUACUCAGACGAACAAAAAGGCGAGGAAGACAAAGCAAAGAGCUAUGAUACCGCAAUGAAAAUUGAUCAACCUAAUGUGCCGCAUGAUAUACAUUCGAUUGAAAAUAAAAAGCCGGCUGUAGCUAAAGAUUUAGAUAUAAGUAAUGCAGGUGAUGAUGUUCUCAAAGUUGAAAUGGUAGAAGAAAAUAUUGAAGAAAACCUUGAAAAAAUCACCGAAAGCGGAGCUAAAGAAAUUAAAGAAGUCGCCGAAUCUGAAAAGCCCUCCAUUAGAAAACGUACAAAAUCAACAUCGGAUACAACAAAAGAGAUAGCACCAAAAACUCCGACACGUAGAAGAACACAAUCAAACGCUUCCAUUAAGUCUGAUGUGGAAAAAUCACCGGAAAGCGUAAACGAAGAAGUUGCCACACCGUCUUCUAGAAGACGAAGAACUCCAUCAACAGAAAAUAGAAGAAUUAUAACCCGUCGAGCUUCUAAAGAACUACAGGAAGAUGUAUCCAUGAUAGAAGAGGAAGCUCCGACACCUAGACGUCGCACCACACGUUCUAGAAGUAAGAAGGAUGAUGACAACGACAGUGUUACUUCUGACACAUCUGUAAAAUCGUCCAGAAGUAAGGCAAGCGAAGACGCUGGCGAAGUCAGAAGCGUUAGGAAACGUAGGCCUUCGUUGAAACCAGAAUUAACUGUGAUACCCGAAGUAAGUAGUGAGGACUCCCGGCCGGAAACUGUUGAAACUGUUGAAGAUAUUGUUAAAGAAUACAGCAAUACUAGAAGAUUAUCAAGACAGCAGAAGAAAAUGCUGGAGUCCCUAGUGGAGCACCCCACCCCGCGCACCCCGCGCCGCCGCGCCAGCGCCACCUCUCGCUCAGAAGCGGAAGAGGACGAUGUGUCCCCCUCGGCGCACUCCGCUAUUGAUGAAGGUUCAGUCGGAACCGAUGAAUCGCGACCAUCUCCGGACUCUACCACCCCAGUUAAACCAAAAGCUCGUACCGCGCGUUCGGCAUCCGAGACGAAAGCUUCGCCGAAACCCGCCAGAGCUACCCGCAGGAUGUCCGUCGAUAUUGCAGCCGCAGGGACGGCGUCCCCGGCGAGCCCGGCGCGCGGGCGCCGCGCGUCCUUCACGCGUGCCUGCGAGGCGCUGCUCACGCCCAAGAGCAGGCGACCUUCCACUGAGAUCAAGAGCCAGCAAGGCUCCCCGACUUCGGAGGCGGAGGCCCCGGCGACCCCGGGCACUCCAGGCAGACGCAGGCGUCGCGCCUCCAAUGCCAGCCAGAAAUAGAGCCGUAUGACGAACAGAAAUCCAUGUGCUGAUAUCAAGAAACCACUUCUACUAAUUUUGUUUAUUUAAUUUCCAUUUUUUUUUCUACUAAUCAAAUAUCGUUGUGUUGCAUUUACAAAAGAAUAAAUAAUAAUAAGUAUAAGAGUUACAAA